Messenger RNA from Lynx canadensis (Canada lynx), 2045 nucleotides. It is a transcript of the gene TEAD1, whose product is annotated as TEA domain transcription factor 1. Gene Ontology annotation, cellular component: transcription regulator complex. Lineage: Eukaryota; Metazoa; Chordata; Mammalia; Carnivora; Felidae. The record is from RefSeq and is a predicted model, not a curated record. The transcript has 13 exons. Gene Ontology annotation, molecular function: DNA-binding transcription factor activity, RNA polymerase II-specific; RNA polymerase II cis-regulatory region sequence-specific DNA binding. Bases 105 to 1415 code for a protein of 436 amino acids. Gene Ontology annotation, biological process: embryonic organ development; hippo signaling; regulation of transcription by RNA polymerase II.
CUUAGGUUUAUUUUCUUGAAAAGGCUCCAGGCUCCGGCUUGGAAAAUCCAACCGCCAAAAUUGAGCCCAGCAGCUGGAGCGGCAGUGAGAGCCCUGCCGAAAACAUGGAAAGGAUGAGCGACUCUGCAGAUAAGCCGAUUGACAAUGAUGCGGAAGGGGUCUGGAGCCCUGACAUUGAGCAGAGCUUUCAGGAAGCCUUGGCUAUCUAUCCGCCAUGUGGGAGGAGGAAAAUCAUCUUAUCAGACGAAGGCAAGAUGUAUGGUAGGAAUGAAUUGAUAGCCAGAUACAUCAAACUCAGGACAGGCAAGACGAGGACCAGAAAACAGGUGUCUAGUCAUAUACAGGUCUUAGCAAGAAAGAAAGUUCGAGAAAUUCAAGCCGCCAUUAAGGUGUCUAGUCACAUUCAGGUUCUUGCCAGAAGGAAAUCUCGUGAUUUUCAUUCCAAGCUAAAGGUAACAAGCAUGGAUCAGACUGCCAAGGAUAAGGCCCUGCAGCACAUGGCCGCCAUGUCGUCAGCACAGAUUGUCUCGGCCACCGCCAUUCACAACAAGCUGGGGCUGCCUGGGAUUCCACGCCCCGCCUUCCCGGGGGCGCCGGGGUUCUGGCCAGGAAUGAUACAAACAGGGCAGCCGGGAUCCUCACAAGACGUCAAGCCCUUUGUGCAGCAGGCCUACCCCAUCCAGCCAGCGGUCACAGCCCCCAUUCCAGGUUUUGAGCCUGCGUCAGCCCCAGCUCCCUCAGUCCCAGCCUGGCAGGGCCGCUCCAUCGGCACAACCAAACUUCGCCUGGUGGAAUUCUCAGCCUUCCUCGAACAGCAGCGAGACCCAGACUCGUACAACAAACACCUCUUCGUGCACAUUGGGCAUGCCAACCAUUCUUACAGUGACCCAUUGCUCGAAUCAGUGGACAUUCGUCAGAUUUAUGACAAAUUUCCUGAAAAGAAAGGUGGCUUAAAGGAACUGUUUGGAAAAGGCCCCCAAAAUGCCUUCUUCCUCGUAAAAUUCUGGGCCGACCUAAACUGCAAUAUUCAGGAUGACGCUGGGGCCUUUUAUGGUGUCACCAGUCAGUAUGAGAGUUCUGAAAAUAUGACAGUCACCUGUUCCACCAAAGUGUGCUCCUUUGGGAAGCAAGUAGUAGAAAAAGUAGAGACGGAGUAUGCGAGGUUUGAGAAUGGCCGAUUUGUGUACCGGAUAAACCGCUCCCCGAUGUGUGAAUAUAUGAUUAACUUCAUCCACAAGCUCAAACACUUACCAGAGAAAUAUAUGAUGAACAGUGUUUUGGAAAACUUCACAAUUUUAUUGGUGGUAACAAACAGGGAUACACAAGAAACUCUUCUCUGCAUGGCCUGUGUAUUUGAAGUUUCAAAUAGUGAACAUGGAGCACAACAUCAUAUUUACAGGCUUGUAAAAGACUGAACAUGGUUAUUUAUAUAUAUAGACAUCUGUAUAUACACACACACACACACACACACACACACACACACACACAUAUGUGCGCACACACACUCUCUCUCCAUUACUGAAUGACUGACUGUAAACCUCACCACACAGGGGGGGUGCCCUGGCCCCGAGGUCACCCUGACUUUUUCUAAAUCCUGUUUGAGUGAAGUCAUUUUUCAUGUGUUCAUACUAUCAUUGUAGCUGUGAAGUUCUGGUACAGUUGUAAAAAGAGAAAUCGAGUUGUUUCUAUGUGUCCUUCAGAUCCACAGCCCACAAUUUUUUGGGAAGGAUGAACCUUAAGAACCCGGGUCUCAGUCUGUAGAGACCUGUUUCUAAUUGUGGUAGAAAAAAUUUGAGACAGAGCAUUUGCCAUGGGACAUUUACAGCCUUUAUACAAAUGUAUUUAGUUCUUUUUUUUUUCCAACAUAAAAUUCUUGUUUUAAGAUACAAGUAAAAUUAAUCUUUAAAUAUAAAUGUAAAUUAGUACACAAAACUAAGAAUCUUUAGACUUAUCUUUGUAACUAAUUAGGGUGGAAGUUAUGAAAGAAUGUAAUUCACUAAAUUAUUUUUUAAAUGAAACUUUUCUUUCUUUUUUGAAACCAAAUG